UAGGGUUAGCGACUUGAUCCCAAUCGUCCACCAUGGCACCCUUCCUUGAAACAGUCAAGUCGUUCGCCGAUGUCCCCAUCACCGACGAUGGUGUCAAUACUGUUGCAUUUCUCGAAGCUGAUGAUGGUGUCGUUCGCAUGCUUAAGGAACUCACUAGCCUUAUGAGCUCCGUUGGCGCAAAGUCUUUCUCCCCUGUCAUCAGCGACAUCCAGGGUAACGUCAAGAAAGUUCGUGAUCGGUACGAUGCAUUUCCCUCGCAGUCGGCAACACUGGAGCAGCUGGUGGCCAACGAGAAUAGCAACAAAGUAGGAAGCGCAACAGAGGGCCUCAUGUGGCUUCUUCGGUCCCUCGCGUUCACGGGCAAAUCCCUUCAGCACGCACAGAAAAACCCAUCAGAGGAACUUAAAGUCUCCUUCACGAAGGGUUAUGAUAUCACUCUCGGGCCUAUUCACCGUGGGGCUUCAAUCUUCAGCAUACAAGGAGCUAUCAUGAAAGCGGCAGGCUUGAUGUUCAACACUGCUAUCGGAUAUUGUCCGCCCCGCAAGAACUUUUACGAGAAGCUCGCAGCCAACCCAGGCGGAGAGCCAUGUUCGCAGGAGACACUUGACAAGGCACUUAACGCUUGGGUCACUGGCCUGGAUACCAUUAUCUCAAGGAUGGACGCGUUCUACACAAAGGGGAAGCAUGGAGAGAUAUACAAAUCUGCAUGAACUUAUAGAUCAGCAUAUCGGGAAUAACUGCCCCGCGCAUUAUGCAUUGUAUGCAUAAAUCAUCAGCGGCGUGCGUCAUUUGUUUUGAAAUGGACUUUUUGCAAGUUAUACACGGACUUGAAGCUUGAUGUGUUAUCAAUAAUGGAGAUCACUGUUGGGAAAGGUGCCAUGCUCCGCUCACUUAGUGUCCUACCGUCCCACGAAACAAAUCACACAUGUAAAUGAGACAUGCUUGUUAGCUCACUGGAUCGAGGAUUGAGUCUGAGGAACGUGCUAACUGAUAGUGAUCACCUUCGUUCGUACCAUGCAGACUACAGACCAAACACAGAAACUACAUCGUGCCUCACGACUGGGGAGGGCAUAAUUGACAAUAGGUAUAAUGUGAC
Suillus clintonianus is the source of this 1096-nucleotide messenger RNA. Its product is annotated as het-c2 protein. The transcript is spliced from 7 exons. Gene Ontology annotation, biological process: intermembrane lipid transfer; ceramide transport. Gene Ontology annotation, cellular component: cytoplasm; membrane; cytosol. The record is from RefSeq and is a predicted model, not a curated record. Bases 33 to 710 code for a protein of 225 amino acids. Lineage: Eukaryota; Fungi; Basidiomycota; Agaricomycetes; Boletales; Suillaceae. Gene Ontology annotation, molecular function: ceramide 1-phosphate transfer activity; ceramide 1-phosphate binding.